This is a messenger RNA of Liolophura sinensis, 1479 nucleotides long. Its product is annotated as organic cation transporter protein-like. NCBI's taxonomy places the organism in Eukaryota, Metazoa, Mollusca, Polyplacophora, Chitonida, Chitonidae. The record is from RefSeq and is a predicted model, not a curated record. Gene Ontology annotation, molecular function: transmembrane transporter activity. Gene Ontology annotation, biological process: transmembrane transport. Gene Ontology annotation, cellular component: membrane. The transcript is spliced from 9 exons. The coding region runs from base 1 to 1479 and encodes 492 amino acids.
AUGAAGUUCGAUGAUCUGCUGAUACACUUGGGCGAGUUCGGAUCUUACCAGAAACGUCAGUACUUGCUGGUGUGUUUGCCAAAAAUCUUCACCGGGUUCCAGAUGGUUAUCUCCGUGUUCAUUGCUGGAGUGCCGUUUCACAGAGGCCUUAUACCUGGAUGGGAGAACGAUACUUACGCUAUACAAAGUGAAAGACAUCAACUUUAUAUUAACGCUUCAAUUCCGAUAGUUGUCGAAUCAACAGGGUCGUCUUAUAGCCAAUGUGAUCGCUAUGUUCGAGAAGGAGGCGAGCCAUUGGUCGAAUCGAAUGGUAGUGUUCUUGACCUCAACACAAGAGAGUGUGAACAAUGGGUUUAUGAUCAAUCCAUAUUUCAGACGACCAUCGUAACCCAGAUGGAUCUGGUUUGUGAUAAGAAAUCUUACAGAUCGCGUGCGCAAAUGGCCUUUAUGGGCGGCGUUCUCGUCGGUUCGGUUGUGUUCGGAAUACUCGCUGAUGUACUUGGCCGCAAAACCUGCAUCCAUAUUGCCCUAACCCUACAGACGACCAGUGGAUUGGCCGCGGCCUUUGCUCUGGAGUAUUACAGCUUUUGUGUCCUUAGACUCAUGAAUGGCACCUCAAACGCAGGACUGAUGAUUAACUCUGUGUUUACCGAAAUCUUGGGACCAUCCAAACGACGGUGGGCCAGUAUUCUCAUCAUGUACUUCUUCACAUUUGGCUACAUCAUGCUAGCUGGACUGGCAUAUUUGAUCCGAAACUGGCAGUACUUGGAAAUCGCUUGCUCAGCUCCUGGAGCCGGGUUUCUCACAUACUGGUUCAUCCUCCCAGAAUCUCCCAGAUGGCUCAUCGCCAAAGGAAAGAAGGAAAAAGCCAAAAAUAUUCUGAUGAAGAUAGCCAAAGCAAACAAAGUCCCUCUAAAUGAGAAAAUGCUAGAUGAUGUAACGUUGGAAAAUGUGAAACAAACGGAAAGGAUGGUUGUCAGCAUGAUGUACUAUGGCUUGUCCCUGAAAAGUGGCAAUCUUAACGGGGAUAUCCACAUCAACUUCUUAUCUGGCUUGGUGGAAAUCCCCGCCUACAGCUGUCUUGUAUGGGCCCUGAAUCGACUAGGACGUCGUUCUCUGCACUCCUCUAUGAUGACUGUGGCACAACAAUGGAUCACCAUUACUUUAGCCAUGAUUGGGAAGUUCUCUGCAACCGCCGCUUUCAGCACUGUGUACGUGGUGACCUCGGAAAUUUUCCCGACCGUCAUCCGGAAUGCCGCAAUGGGGGGAAGAUCUAUGUGUGCACGGAUUGGCGGAAUGGUGGCCCCCUAUAUUGCUGACUUGGGUGACUACGUGGGCGGAGAGAUGGGCCAAGCGGUACCUCUAGUCACUUUUGGUGUGUCGGCUAUAGUUGCCGGAUGUUUGUCCUUAUUUCUACUAGAAACCUUCAACCGGAAGCUGCCAGAAACCAUCGAGGAUGGGAUUAACUUCGCGAGGUAG